UUUACUACUUGGCGUGGGCAAUUUAUUCAAUUUUAAUGCGUAAUAGAAAUCCAGUUUUUCCUUGCAAAAUAACAUUUAGGGGAAAGAAAAAAUCUAUUGUAUAAGCAAUGGUGAAAAAUCGUUAAUAACAUUCUCAAAAUAAUAAUGCCAGUUGUGCGUAAAAUAUAUGUACAUAUUACUUUUAAGAUGUAUACAACAUGCCUUGUAGCUAGGCAAUAAGGACAAUAUUUUACAUUGCAAUGUCUUUCAAGCAUCAAAAGAGAAAAAUUCUACUUUCAUUGUUGAUAAAAAAAGCAUGUGAUGUUUGUAUCUUUUACAUUGUGGUUAUUAAUUGCUGUAAACGAUAUCAAAAAAUGUUAAUGCAAGAGCUUCGGUAAUAUCAAGUGCACUUGAAGAGCAGUUUAAUACAUAGUACAUAUGUAUGUACAUUUGUAUUUUUAUAGUUAGUACCGGAUACCGUUGGUUUAAUGAAUUAAAUAAUCGUGUAUAUCUUCCAUUGAUCGUUUAGCUGGGACUUACAAGUUGUCAAGCCCGAAAGAUGACGGGGAUAUCCCCAUCAUCUCCAGAUCCCUUAACUUCUAGGGCAGCAUCGAGUGGCGCUACUUACAUGGAUGAUUUUGAGAACAUCGUCGGUAAAGGUAAAGAGCUGGUGAUGACGAAAGAGUAUAAACCUCAAGUGGCUAAUGAAUUCGAGCGCUAUCUGAAUCCGCAGUCUUUGAAACGACACGUAUUUCGCACUGAGAAAGUACGCAAAAUUAUCGAACAUUAUGCUCAAGUAAAUAACUGCUCGGUGAAGCAGAUUGAAAAGCAGGUGAAAGAUAUAAUAGAUGAAAUUGGAUUAGAGCGUAACUUAGCGAUUAUACGAUGGUGUGGUAUGGCUAUAACAGCUAUAUCAAAACGUAUCCUAUCAGGGAUUUACGUUAAUGCACGCAGUAUUCGGAGAGUUCGGGAUCAAUUAGGACGAAACCCCGUUUGCUAUUUGCCCAGUCAUCGGAGCUACAUGGAUUUUGUAUUAAUGUCAUAUAUUUGUUUCUACUAUGAUAUUGAAAUACCUGGUAUAGCGGCAGGAAUGGAUUUUCAUGCAAUGUUCGGCAUGGGGACAAUGUUACGAAAAACCGGUGCAUUUUUUAUGCGUCGCUCAUUCUCAAAUGAUGAGCUUUACUGGGAUAUUUUUCGCGAGUAUAUGUAUGCAUUGAUAUCUGUGUAUCACAUCGGAGUUGAAUUUUUUAUAGAGGGCACGCGCAGCCGCAAUUUCAAGGCACUCGUUCCAAAGGUAGGUUUGCUAUCAAUGGCACUAUUGCCCUACUUUACGGGCGAAGUGACGGAUGUGACCAUUGUGCCAGUAAGUGUAUCCUAUGAACGCUUACUAGAAGAGCAAUUGUUUGUUUAUGAAUUACUUGGCGUGCCAAAACCUAAAGAAACGACAAAAGGAUUUUUUAAAGCACUUAAAAUUAUCGAUGAACGUUUUGGAAGAAUGUACCUAGAUUUUGGGGCACCAAUUUCUGUACGCGAAUUCUUUGGUCACACAGGAGCAGAUAGAAUGCAACGUGCUAAUGUGGGUGCGCACUUGCAAAAACUAGACAGAAAAGAGUUGGAUUUAAUUAAAAAACUAGGCAAUGAGGUAAUUUACCAACAACAGCGAGGCAUCGUUAUUAGUACAUUUAACUUGCUGUGUUUAUAUUAUGCUAGUCAAUUGUAUGUGGACCGUUCGGUUAACAUUGACGAAUUAGCACUUGGCAUUGCUGAGCUAAAGUGUAUUUUCGAAGAAUUGGGUGCACAUGUGGCCACCGAUAUGAACCGGCUUAAAUUUGAGAUAAUUGAAACCGUAGAAAUACAUUCGAAUAUCGUGCAUUUUCAAAAUGCCCGACUGCAAUUCACUGAAGUCGCUGCUGCACAACUUGCACAGGAGAUCGAUACUAAAAGACUGAAGGCACACGCGCUUUUGCCACAGAUCAUGGCAGUGGCAGUGCCCACAUUGGCACUGCAACUUUACAUAAAUCCCUGCAUGUUUUGGCUUGCGCGACCGGCAUAUCUUAUAUUAGCAGCAUUGCAAUUGAAGGCAGACCAACAAAAAGGUAGAAAUGAUGAAACAACAGCUUAUUCUAGCACCUACGAUGAAGUAGUAGAAAACUUACUGCAACGUGUGACUUUAUUGGAUGGUAUUUUUAAGCACGAAUUUAUAAUUGAGUCAAAUCGAGAUAUAGAGGAAUUCAAUAGAAAUCUUCUGCUACUAUCAAAAAAUGGCAUCCUAAAAAUAUCGUCACAUAACGGUCAAAUUUCUAUUAAUGAAAAUGAAUGUAUGAAAGUUAUACUUUCUUCAUUAGCACCUUUUCUUUGCGUCUACUACCAAUUAGCUGUGGCCGUAAAUGAGUUUCCACUUGAUACUUGCUCCGCACAUUCCAAUAAUAAAUCUGAAGAAUUCAGUUCUAAAGAUGUUCUCAUACACAUGCAAAAGCGCAUAGAAAACCUUAUGCAACAACAGCAUGUCACCAAUGUGCAUCCCUAUUGUCUAGCCCUAGAUAAUUUGAACAUUGCACUAAACUCAUUUCAACAAGCUGGCUAUAUACAGAAGAACAAAGAGAGUGGAAUACUGCAGCAUGCUCCUGGCAAACCAUUACGGACGCUGGAAGCUGAAUUAUUGCGCUAUUGUCAGCUGUUGCCAUUCAAACAAUACUACCGGGUAGCAAGCGUUCAAAUGAACUCUAUGCCAUCUAAAUUAUAACUAUUAAAACAACGUAGCAAAAAUCAACUGCUUUCCCAUGUUCGGAAUUGCCACGUAGCUAUUGUGUUUUUAGUAUUAGUUUUUGUUUUGCCAACACUACGUUUAGUCAUCGACUUGUUUAUUUAGUUUUUUACAUAGGUGCAUUGAACAAAUGUUUUUCGUGCACGCGGUAUAAUUUUUUGGUUAAGCGGGAAGUAGGGAUAACUCGUGUGAAACUAUGAUUUUUGAUGCGAUUUCGAAAUUUUUUACUUUUUAGGAACACUUUGAAGGAAAAAACGCAUUUUUGCGAAAAAAUCGGUUAAUUUGAUAUUAUAAAAUGAACAAAAUAACAAAUUUGAAAAAAAUUUCAUCGAAAAUUAUGUUUAGAAAUAGUGUUCAAAAUUUCAAAACGAUCGGUACGACUUGAUUUAUUAUGCAUUCACAAAUUUAAAAAUGUUACUCCCAUAACGAUCAUCUUGUUGCCACAUUUAUUUAAAUAUAUACAUAACUCAAAAUUUCUUGAACAGAAAAGGAAAAUUGAACGGUCAGCGGCACCAAUAAUUUCUAUUUUUUGAAAUACUUAUAAUUACGCACAAAGAAGCAUAUUUAAAAUAAAUAAUUCGUAAUCAUUCCUAUCAUUUUUCGGUAAUCCCUUUUUUGAUCACGCCUGCAAAAGCAUAUACAUAUGUAUGUAUUUGUAAUAGCUAUUCAUUUUUGGAUUGGUACGUAUUUAUGUACAUUAUAUAAAUAAGUAAAAAUAUAGGAAAUCGCAAUAAGAUGUUAUAUCGAAAUGCACACAAGUCUUACUACUUUGCUACUUGCAUUAUAAGCAUUUAACAAGCCAUAUAAUGUUUUCUCAUUGGUUAUUUAAUUAUUGAAAUAAUAUCAAUUCCUUUAGUUAUUAGCAAGGCACAAUAAUAUUUUUUAAAAAAAUGUUUGCCUAUUUUAUUUUAGUUAUUUUAUAGUAAAUAAUGAUGAUGACAUGGUUGUCAUCGCAAAAAACUGUGAUGGUUUGUAAUACACGAGUUAAGUUGAUUGUAAUCCGUUUGGUAUUUGUUUUUAUAUAUUUUUUAUAAAAAAAAAAUAAUUGUGCUACAUUUGUAUAUUACCAUACAUUGAAAUUAAAAUAGUUUAAAGUUACAUGUGUAUGAAUAUAUUUGCAAAUAUUGAUAUAUGUAAAUAUAUGAAUGGGAAAGUAACAUACCUUAUUGAAAUAGCAAUUAAGUGGUAUGGUUUGAAUUACAGAUCAAAAUAUAUUUCUUUUUGUUUAUCACAA
Molecule: messenger RNA, 3977 nt
Organism: Bactrocera neohumeralis
Lineage: Eukaryota; Metazoa; Arthropoda; Insecta; Diptera; Tephritidae
Gene: Dhap-at
Product: dihydroxyacetone phosphate acyltransferase
Exons: 6
Coding region: 539-2722 (727 amino acids)
Biological process (GO): ether lipid biosynthetic process
Cellular component (GO): peroxisomal membrane; peroxisome; mitochondrial membrane
Molecular function (GO): glycerone-phosphate O-acyltransferase activity
Source: RefSeq, a predicted model, not a curated record